Messenger RNA from Tetrahymena thermophila SB210, 1302 nucleotides. RefSeq names its product kinase domain protein, putative. Gene Ontology annotation, molecular function: small GTPase binding; GTPase activator activity. Gene Ontology annotation, biological process: activation of GTPase activity; nucleocytoplasmic transport. The transcript has 14 exons. Gene Ontology annotation, cellular component: perinuclear region of cytoplasm; nucleus; cytosol. Lineage: Eukaryota; Ciliophora; Oligohymenophorea; Hymenostomatida; Tetrahymenidae. The record is from RefSeq and is a predicted model, not a curated record.
AUGGAAACUUCUUGUUUGAAUAUUGUGCACUAAAUGCAAAAUGAGUGCUCGAUUAAAAUCGAUUCUUUACAAAAAAUUCUAUCAUUCCUUUAUAAUUAACAAUUCUCAUAAUUUCGAUAUCAAGAGAACGAUGUUAGUUCUCUCAUUUUAUCUGCAGAAAACGAUAAAUUUAACAGGCAUGUAGUCAUGGAAAUACUACAAAAGCCUUCUUCUUAUUACAACGAUCAAUCAUGCCACUCCGUCUAUGAGGAAACGAGCGAUAAUAGCUCACUCACAAUUUCUCCUCUUGAAAUUUACGAGCUUGAUAACUUCAUCAUCAAAGAGUUUUACUAUACCAAAUACGAAUGCAGUAAAAGCUUAGUAACAAUUAAUGAGGUAAAAGGAGAUAACAUUCAUGAGAUUAAAUAUCUUAAGGGAUCUUUCCAAUAAUUUUUGAUGAUCAACCACCAAUUUGAACCAAUAAGCAAGUGCAUUAACUUACAAAGUCUUAAUUACGAAAUAAAUUCUAACUUCUUUGGAACAUAUGCUGCUUACUUCCUUGGUAAUGCUAUAAGUCAAUGCUCUAAACUUUAAAAGCUGUAGCUAUCUAUCAACUCUCAUGGAUUACAAUAAUAAGACGCUCUUUACCUAGUUUAAAGUAUCUCUAACUGCACCAAUCUUACUAAGCUCUCUUUAACACUCAAUCGUUGCGGCCUUAAGACUCAAGGUUCAGCACAAUUUUCUGAGAAAAUUGCUAAUCUCUCUAGCUUAACAUGUUUAUAGCUCACUUUAUGGAGCAACAAUAUUGAUGCUCAUGGAGCAUGCAUCAUAGGCUAGAACCUUUCUAAAUGCAAGAAUUUGAGGAGACUUUCUCUUGAUUUCCAAGACAAUAAAAUCGAGGAUCAAGGAUUUCUCCACUUGAGUCAUUAGAUUUCAUAGCUCUAAAUGUUAAAAAAAUUUGAAAUCGAUUUAUGGAAAAACAAUAUAACAUCCAAAGGAGCAUAUAUCAGCGUUAAAGCACUUUCUUAUUGCCAAACAAUUACCAGCUUAGGAUUGCGCUUAAGAUCAAACAAAAUAGACUCGAUAGGAGCUAUGAGAAUAGGAGAAGAAUUAGUCAAUUUCACUAAUUUGCAAAAUUUAUCCAUAUUUUUAUCAGGCAAUGACACAAUCAACACAAACGGAAUGAAGUUUUUAGGCAGAUUUAUUUCUCAAUGCAAGAAAAUCUCUGUUUUAAAUAUUGACAAAUAUUCUAAUGAAAGAAAGAAUAUCAGUAUUCUAAAUGAAAAAUGCAAGAAAGCACUUAGAUUGGUCAAAAUUUGCUGA